UGCAACUUGCAGCCUGUUUACACUUUACAGGCACUCGGCAGUAGGGGAGUUCGGAAUUUGGAAUUCCAUCUGCUGACUGCUGCUAAACUUUUCAGAUUUUCUGUCGUGAUUAUACCAGUAUAAAUGAUAUAGCUUUAACGCUAUUGUUAACAAUUACCUAACAAAACAAAUAAUAUGAUAAACCACUAACACAGGAUUUAAUAUUUCCGGCUAUUAAUUCUUUAUCAUGGCAACAAACAGUAAUAACAGCUCACCUGGACAUUCUCCUUCCUCUACAACUUUAGAAGCAGUUGACUAUGACUUACAGUUUCCAACAUGGUCAAUGGAGUAUUUAAAAAAAGCAGCAAUGCAACAAAGACUAGUGAGACCUCGCAGCCUUGCCUGGGCAAUCAUGCUUAAUGCUAUUCCACCUCCUUCUGGUGAUAUUUUAUUAAGCAUACACGGCCAUAGAAAUUUCUACAAUGACCUUAGAAAUAAACUUUCUAUGGACCCUCGUGCUGUCAUUGGAGAUGAUCCCCUGUCACAGAAUGAUGAGAGUGCAUGGAAGCAGCAUUUUUGCGAUAAUGAACUAAAGGCGUUAAUAUUACAAGAUGUGGUGCGGACAUUUCCUGAUGAAACAUACUUUAGAGAUAAAGAUGUCCAAGACACAAUGGUUCGAGUUUUAUUUUUCUGGUCUCGCGCUCAUCCCAGUCCGGGAUAUAGACAAGGAAUGCACGAAGUUCUAGCACCUUUACUCUUUGAAUUACAUUGUGACAGACAAAAAGCUAAACAGCAUACUUUGAGUGAUACACUGCUGAAUUAUUUAGAAGAAGACUACCUUGAACAUGAUAGCUAUAUGCUAUUCAGUGCUGUAAUGAAAGGUUUAGAGCAAUUCUAUAGCACAGGAGAUAUUAUUCCGACCUCAUGUGGCCGACUACCUCUGUCUAGGUCUCUACAUAAUCAAAACGAAGCGGUAAGAUAUUUGGAACGUGUGCGGGAGGAAUAUUUGACGUCCGCAGACCCGGAGCUCGCGAAACACCUCAUGGAAUGCAAUAUAUCUAUGGAACUUUUUGGCAUUCGCUGGCUUCGGCUCCUAUUCGGCCGAGAGUUUCCUCGUACGGAAAUACCUAAUCUGUGGAGUUUUAUAUUCUCUGAUGGGCCGAUGUUACCCAAUUUGCACCAUAUCGUUGUCGCUAUGCUCAUGUCGAUACGGACUGCUUUACUAGAAUGCGACACGGGUGGUGCGCUGUCUCUACUGAUGCGUCCGUCAAGUGCGUCCGCAGGACACGUUUGUGCUCUGAGCCUCCAUUUGCGAGAUCCCGUGAGAUAUCCCUCACCACCUGCUCAACUCAAUAACAGCUUGAAUAAUGAAAACCCAUAUCUUAGUCACGAUAGUGCAAUAGACGCAGCUAAUUCGGAAUACAGCUACUAUGAAAAGGCGGAAGACGAGGCCGAGACAGACGGAUCUGAGGGUUUGGCCGAAGGCGGAGACGUGGCUCGCUCUCUGGCGGCUUUGGCCCUGCUCAGGGCACGGCUGCCCGCGGCAGUCGCCGCUCUGCAAGCUGCCUUGCCCCGACCGCCCCCGGACGCCAUACCAGCCUUGGAACAGAUCGCUCAACUUUCCGCCUUACUGCAAUGCCGAAACCACGAUUUGAUUGAUGUCGAAACGGCAUUAGAAGCGGCGGAAAACCAGACAUUAUUCUCCGUUGGACGGCGUCAACUCGUCCCUGUGAUGCUGGGAAGGAAUAAACCAAAAGUGAACCAGGUCAAGGUGAACCAAGCUAAAGUGAAUCAAGUGAAAGUGAUAAAUAAAGUGAAAGAAGUGCCAUUACAAGUGUUCCAUCAAGUUGAAUGCGAUUCCACAAGUGAUUUGCCAUUCCAGGACCCCCUACGAUUACGGACAGAGUGACUACGGAGGAAAAUUAUGCUGUUCAGUUACUAUCAUUAAUUAUUCAUAACUUUGAAUAAUUCAUGAUAUUUAUUCAGCAUAAUAAUAUCUUUAUACUUUCCAAUAGACUAAUAAAUAAUUUUUACAACUAUUGUUUACAGCAUAAAUAAUUAAAAUAAGCUUUUAUUCUUAUUUAAGAUAUUUUUUAAUAUGGAUACUAGUUUUUUGUGAACAAAUCCAUUGCAGGAUUUGACAACUUUGUCAAUGACUUGACAAUUGACUAAUCUGUCAAAACCCUAAUCAAACAUGCCUUGUGUGCCAUUGAAAGUGCGAAAAACGAGAAAUAAUACAAACAUUGUAUUACAGUAUGUGUGAUAAUAAGUGUUCAAUAAGGAUAAUUCAAAUGUGAUUUGUGAUUAGUCUUAACUGAAUAAUUUUUUCUAUGUUUAAGGAAUCCUAUAGUGUAAUGGGUUUAGUAAAAAUUAGGUACAUAUAGAUUUUUAUAUUUUCUUUAUCUCAAUCAACAUCUUAUUGAUGUGUACAUUUGGAGUAACAGCUAAAUUCACAGCAGCUAAGCUUUGUCUAUGAUCAUUUUAAUUUUAAGUAAAUAUAAUGAUGAUAUGAAUGCAAUAUUAUUAUUCAAAGUUGUGAUUGGAUUCUGGAUCUCAAAUAUGUAAAAUAUUUACAUAGCUCAGAAAUAGAAAUUAUGUUGUCCUUUAAUAUAUAUAUAAAAUGUUACUGUUUU
Molecule: messenger RNA, 2612 nt
Organism: Pieris rapae (cabbage white)
Lineage: Eukaryota; Metazoa; Arthropoda; Insecta; Lepidoptera; Pieridae
Gene: TBC1D5
Product: TBC1 domain family member 5
Exons: 14
Coding region: 227-1888 (553 amino acids)
Biological process (GO): activation of GTPase activity
Molecular function (GO): GTPase activator activity
Source: RefSeq, a predicted model, not a curated record